Linum trigynum is the source of this 1241-nucleotide messenger RNA. NCBI's taxonomy places the organism in Eukaryota, Viridiplantae, Streptophyta, Magnoliopsida, Malpighiales, Linaceae. The record is from the annotation of a GenBank genome assembly.
UCAAAUAGGAACCAAAUAGAGAUGCAAUCGAAGCUAUUCUAACAAUUAUGCACAUGAAUUAGCACGAAAAAAUCCUAAACUAAUCCUAUUUCAAUCUCUUCAACGUGGUGCCGUUGGACAACUUCUUCAACGUGGGGCAGGAUGGGCGCCCUCCCGUGUUGCAGCCGCUCCGCACGGAGGUUGGGCGCAUCGCCCUGACUUGCUCCCCUCUCUCUGCCGUGGACAGGGGGUGCGCCAUGGGGCUGGCCAUGUCGGCGGCGAAGAUGUGGCAAGUGCCCUCGGAGGUCAGUGGCGACCAUAUGUAUGCAGAGCUGGCCCAAGUGGGCGCUAAGGUAAAGAAUUAUCCAUUGUCCCGAUUAUUUCUCCAAGUUUAUCAUGCGUACUUUAUUUUCUAACUCCUUGGUUUUGUUGCCACAGAUCCUCCUUUUCGCGGAGAGGGGCGAUCGAUGCCUGUGGGAGUCCAAGGAAGAGGCACUUGCAGCCUCAUCGUCGGCGUCCGCUCUAAAGGACGAUUUGGAGACUGCAUCCAGGCGCCGCGAGCAGCUUGCGCAGGAGGCCGAAUAGGCCCAGAUGAAGGCGGUCUUAGAGUUGUCUCGGCUGACGGGCGCCCUAGAGGAGGAGCGCCGCAAGUGUGAGGCCGAGUUUGAAGAGGAACGGAAUGGCCUGCUGGAGAGGGUGGCCAAGCUCGAAGCGGAGAAGGAGGAGUUGUCAAAAGAGGCGGGCGCCCAAGCCAGUGAGAUGGAUAUUCUGAAGGAGGAGAAGGAGAGGCUCCGGGACGCCCACAUGGAGAAGAAGAAGGCGCUGAAAGCUGCCCGCAAGGAGAUUGCCAGUCUAAGGACUUCUCUCGACACAUUCGAGGAGUCUGAGGCCGGCAAAAACUUGUUCGCAAACGCCUGCCUCACCUGCCUCAAUAUCCUGAAGAGGAAGCUCGACCAAGACCAUCCAGACCAAGUCUGGGAUGUGACUGAGAUGGCCGAGUACGUGAUUCAAGAUAUGGAGGGUACAGAUGAGGAAGGGAGGGCGCCCGCGACGAUGGCAGCAUAUGCGCCCCCCAGCCCCGCAAGACCAGGCGCCUCUUGUCCCCGAAGAGCAAGUUCCCCACACUGAGGAUGCUACCUCCGAGGCCAAAUGAGGCAUCUUUUGUGAUUUUCUCUGUUGUGUAAUUUAAUUAAUAUUGUUGAGUACUAUGGACAACCAAAGUUUUAAAUUUCUUGACUUUUUAAUGAAUCCUUGCUAUGCCU